AUGAGUUUGAUUGCAAAGAUUUCACAAGCUACAGGUGUCCCUCAAUAGAAAGUGCUCCAAUAUGCUUUAGUUCUCUUAGUUCUGUUUGUGGUGUUCGGUGUCGGAUCUUCAAUCAUCACUAACCUUAUCGGAGUUGCUUACCCAGUAUUCAUGAGUUUCUACGCUCUUGAGUCAGAUGGAGGAGAUGACGACAAACAAUGGUUGACCUACUGGGUUGUAUUUGGUAUAUUCACUAUUGCUGACCAAUUCGCCGGAUUCAUUUUAUCAUUCAUCCCAUUCUACUAUGUACUCAAGGUUGCCGUCUUGAUCUGGCUAUUCCACCCAAGCACUCUUGGAGCAAUUACAGUAUAUGAGACCUACAUCGCACCAUUUUGGGCUCAAAACAAACAAUAUGUUGAGUAAUUGGAGAAGGGAGUCGAGAAGGCUGUCUAGGACAAUGUAGAUUUCGUAAAGAGCAAAGUUAGCAAACAUGAUUGA
Stylonychia lemnae is the source of this 477-nucleotide messenger RNA. NCBI's taxonomy places the organism in Eukaryota, Ciliophora, Spirotrichea, Sporadotrichida, Oxytrichidae. The record is from the annotation of a GenBank genome assembly.